AUGCCGAAGUUAACUGAGGGCAUCGGCGUGGGCGUGGGGGGCUGGGGGUUGCCCCCCGACCCCCCCUUCCUGCCGCAGAACCCUGACAUCGUGCUGGUGCACUACCUGAACGUCCCGGCCAUAGAGGAUUGUGGGAAACCGUGCGGCCCCAUCCUCUGCUCCAUCAACACCGACAAGAAGGAGUGGGCCAAAUGGACCAAGGAGGAGCUGAUUGGCCAGCUGAAGCCCAUGUUUCAUGGCAUCAAGUGGACUUGCAGCAAUGGCAACAGCAGCACCGGCUUCUCUGUGGAGCAGCUGGUGCAGCAGAUUCUGGACAGCCACCAGACCAAGCCGCCGCCCCGGACCCACAACUGCCUCUGCACGGGCACCCUGGGUGCAGGCAGCAGUGUGCAUCAUAAGUGUAACAGCGCUAAGCACCGCAUCAUCUCCCCCAAGAUGGACGCCCGCUCGGCAGCCUACAGCAGCUCCCACUCGGAGCUGCAGAACAGCGACGUGUCCGAGGGCAAGACGGAGCACAGCCACGGGGGCGGGCGGGGCGGCGGGGGCGGGGCCGGGGGCGGGGCCCGGGAGAAGCGCAACGGCAAGGUGCCCAAGCUGGCGCUGCUGCACCAGAACAGCACCGAGGUGUCCUCCACCAAUCAGGUGGAGGUGCCGGACACCACGCAGAACUCGCCGGUGUCCAUCAGCAGCGGGCUGAACAGCGACCCGGACGCUGCCGACAGCCCCGCCAUGGCGGGACUGGGCCACGCCGCCGCCGCCGUCAUGGGCGGCCUGUCCCAGAGCGUCUUCCUGUCCGAGGUGCCCGGCGACGCCGUGUACGGCAUGUCCCCCACAGGGGGCGCCGGCGCGCACCUGCUGGGCCCCGACGCCGCCUCCCAGGGGCUGGUGCUGGGCGUGGCCUCCGACGGGCACAAGUUCGGCUUCCCCGGCGGGACGGGCGGGGACAGGGGCGGGGCCGGGCCGGGGGAGGGGCUGGCCAUGCUGUCGGGGGCCGGCGUGGGCGUGUCCGAGGAGCUGGUCCUCUCCAGCAGCCUGGACGCCGGGGGCAUCAAGCUGCCCGAGGCCGCCGUGACCUUCGACCCCGACUGCUUCCUCAACAACCCCAAGCAGGGCCAGACGUACGGCGGCGGCGGGCUGAAGGUGGAGGGCGGGGCCUCGUCGGGCUGCGCGUCGUCCCGGGCGGGGGGGAGCUGCGACGGGGGCGGCGGGGGCCUUGGAGGGUCCCCCCCCCUGCCGGAGUCCAGCUACGCCUUCAGCUCGGUCCUGGUGAAGAACAUCAAGACGGAGGACACGUCCUUCGAGCAGCAGCUGGCGCAGGACAGCGCCUACCAGGUGGGGGCGGCGGUGAGCGGCGGGGGCGGGGUCUCCGGGUCCAACGGCGUCGGCUCCGCCCACGGCUCCCUCACCCUGACGCCCACCGGCUCUCUGCUGCCCUCCGGUGGCGGCCUGAGUCCCAGCACCACGCUGGAGCAGAUGGACUUCAGCGCCAUCGACGCCAAGCAGGACUACUCCCCGGCAGGCUCCGCCCCCUCCGCGGCCUACGGCCAGCCCGUCUCCAGCCCCCAGCUGGCGCAACACCGCUGCUCUCCCAGCUUCUACCUGCAGGAGGCGCCGCAGGCCGGCCCGGGCGGCGUCCACAGCCCCCACGACGCCUCCGCCUACCUGGGGCUGCAGGUGGUGAAGAGCGACGCUCCCAGCAGCAACGGGCACCUCCACCACCCCCACCCGCUCCACCCCCGCCCCGCCCAGCACCGCAGCUGCAACGGGGGGUCCCCGGGCGAGGGGGGGCUCCAGCUGCUGCAGUACCAGGGCGGGUUCCCGGGGCUGGGGGCGGAGCACGAGGAGGUGGUGGGGCUGGAGCAGCCGGGCGGGGCGGGGGCCGACCACCAGGCGGGGGGGUCUGAGAACGGGGGGGAGGAGCUACUCAAGGCGGGGGAUCACCUCCAGGCCUGCGGGGGGGCCAGCGGGGGGGGUGACGGGGGCGGGGAGCACUACCUGCAGCAGGGCAGCGAUGGCGGAGGGGGGGGCGGAGGCGGGGCAGGAGGGGGCGGGGCGGGAGAGGGCGGGGUCAUGCACAACGGGACGGCAUCCAACAGGACUGGCAGUGGCCCCCCCCAGCAGCAACAGCAGCAGCUUCAGCCCCUCCUCCAAGGGGCGGGGCUUGUGCAGGGGCUCUACGGCACGCAGGGACUGGGCGGGGCAGGGGGCGGGGCCGGAGGCGGGGCCAGCGGGGGCGUGGAGAUCAGCCUGGACCACUUCGACAUCUCCUUCGGCAACCAGUUCUCCGACCUCAUCAACGACUUCAUCUCGGCAGAGGGGGGCGGGGCCUCCGUGGGAGGGGGCGGGGCCAUGUACGCGCACCAGCUGGUGGCCGCGCCCGCGGGGGAGGGGCAGCCGCCGUCCGCCGAGGGCCCCCAGCAGGGCCCGGAGGAGGGGGCGCCCCAGCCGGAAACGGGGUACAGCCCCUCGGAGCUCUGCCUCCAGCCCUGCUGCAGCCCCCAGUCGCUGGGCCAGGGGGGGGCGGGCGGGACGGCGGGGGGAGGGGCUGGCGGCACGGACGCCGGCUCGCUGGCCUACAUGCACGUGGCCGAGGUGGCGCAGGGAACUCUGGGAAUGAUCCAGGCUGCCGGGAGGCUCUUCAUGGUCACAGACUACUCCCCGGAGUGGUCGUACCCUGAGGGCGGGGUGAAGGUGCUGAUCACGGGCCCCUGGCAGGAGACCAGCAGCACCUACAGCUGCCUGUUUGACCAGAUCUCCGUGCCAGCCUCUCUGAUCCAGCCUGGGGUGCUGCGAUGCUAUUGCCCAGCCCAUGACACAGGGCUGGUGACCCUGCAGGUAGCCGUCAGUAAUCAGAUCAUCUCCAGCUCGGUGGUGUUUGAAUACAAGGCUCGCGCCCUGCCCUCUCUCCCCUCCUCUCAGCAUGACUGGCUCUCCCUGGAUGAUAACCAGUUCAGAAUGUCCAUCCUGGAGAGGCUGGAGCAGAUGGAACACAGGAUGGCAGAGAUGGCUGGACACCAACAGCAGGGAAGUGGAGGAGCUGCUGGAACAGGAGGAGGGGGAGGCACUGGGGGCAACAGCACGCAGUCACAGUGUGUGAUGGGGCAGGCUCAGCCCAGCAGCUCGUUCGAGGGCAGGGUGGUGGUGGUGUGUGAGAAGAUGAUGAACCGGGCCUGCUGGGCCAAGUCCAAGCAGCUGAUCCACUCCAAGAGCUUCCGGGGCAUGACCCUGCUGCACCUGGCCGCCGGGCAGGGCUACGCUACGCUCAUCAAGACCCUCAUCAAGUGGCGCUCUAAGCACUCUGACAGCAUUGAUCUGGAGCUGGAGGUGGACCCCCUCAACGUGGACCACUUCUCCUGCACCCCACUGAUGUGGGCGUGUGCGCUGGGACACCUGGAGGCGGCGCUGGUCCUGUUCCAGUGGGACCGGCGGGCCCUGGCCAUCCCAGACUCGCUGGGGCGCCUCCCCCUGGCCAUCGCGCGCUCCCGCGGCCACACCAAGCUGGCCGAGUGCCUGGAGCAGCUGCAGAGGGGGGAGGAGCAGCCCGGCCCCGCCUCCCUGCCACCCGCCCAGGACCCCCCCGCCCCCCCGGCCUCCGACAGCUGGAUGGUGCUGUGGGCCAACGACGGCACCCUGGCAACCAGCGGGCAGAAGGGUACCGCCACCGCCAACCCAAACCCUGACUUGCGGAGACCCAGGUCGGAACCGUCCAGCUGCUACAGCUCGGAGAGUCAGAGGGACCUCCCAUUGGCCAAGAAACACAAGCCUAACCCCGAGCUGAGCCAAUCACGGCCAGACAAGGCCGCGUCCGUGCCCCUCAGCCUGGACAGGGGGGCCGCCGGGGAGGGGGGCGUCGGCGGAGGGGGGUCACAACCCAAACCGGGGGCCGUCCGAGGCCUGGGCGGGGCCAAGGGAGGGUCCAGGGAGCAGUAUGCUGCGUGGGUGUCGGGGAGGAAGGGGGGGCAGGGGAAAGGGGGGAGCCUGGUCAGCCGGCUGUGUCCGCGGGACCCACAGGACCCGCUGGAGAUGCUGCUGUCCUACAGGGAGGACCUGGAGAGCCAGGAGUGCCUGACGCACAUGGACAACCUGCAGGUGAACAUGAUGACCCUGGCGGAGCACAUCAUCGAGGCCACACCCGAACGCAUCAAGCGGGAGAACAUCGUCGCCGUGGAGACGGUGCCCCUGGACAGCGCAGGAGUCGGCAACACCAUGAGCUGGCUGGCCAGUUACCUGGGAGACACAGAGCACCUUCCCAACAUCAUCCACCUGCGGUCCUUAUACGCGGAACCCCUGACGCCCUCCUCCACCCCCAGCCUCAGCCCGGGGGGGUCCCCGCUUCCCGAGCCGGGCCUGCCCUCCCCGUCCGAGUGGGGCGAGCUCCUCCACCCCUCCAGCAGCCGGGUGGAGCGGGAGCUGGCCCAGCUGUCCCUGUCCGACCCGGAGCAGCUGGAGCUGUACGAGGCUGCUCGGCUGGUGCAGGCCGCCUUCCGCAAGUACAAGGGGCGACCUCUGCGGGAACAACAGGAAGUAGCAGCUGCCGUCAUUCAGCGCUGCUACAGGAAGUACAAACAGCUGACAUGGAUAGCCUUGAAGUAUGCACUUUAUAAGAAGAUGACGCAGGCCGCCAUCCUGAUCCAGAGCCGUUUCCGCAGUUACCACGAGCAGAAGAAGUUCCGGCAGAGCCGGCGAGCGGCCGUGCUGAUCCAGCAGCGCUACCGCAGCUACCGGGAGUGCAGCCGGCCGGGGCACCACCGCAGGGCCGCAGCCAGCGCUGCGCGGGUGCAGCACAAACUCAGAAGCAGUCUGCUCACCAAGAAGCAGGACCAGGCCGCCCGCAAGAUCAUGAGGUUCCUGCGCCGCUGCCGCCACAGCCCUUUGAUGGACCAUAGACUGUUCAAGCGGAGUGAAAGAAUUGAGAAGGGCCAAGGAACAUGAGAACAUCCAGACGACCCUCCUAACAAUGUGACAUCAUUCUCCAGACUCUUUCUUUCUGUCUUUCUUUUUUACAUGUUAGAAGAGGAAGAAAAACAACCCCCCUUCCAAAAGAUAUUCAGUGAAAACUAUUAUUACUGCGCUCCCCCUUCUACAACUGGUUCUACUUCUGCUGUGACAUGUACAAAAGCAUUUUUAUUUUGUAUUCCUUUAUUCUUCUUGGGUUUCUUUAAGGGUGAAACUGGAAAGAGCAGCAGAAUUAAAACUAUCAGGGGGAGUGAGUACCAACGUGGGGUGGGGGGGGGCUUCAUGGCAUUUUUGUUCUUGCACUUUUUCAUGGAUUUAUAUUUUCCUUUUUUGGGAUCAUUUAUAAGAAACAUUACAAAAAUGGAAGAAAAAGAAAAACAUACUUUGGGCUGAUUUCUCAGUCCUGGGCUGGAUCAAGGAAGAUGAUGUCAUAGGUCGAAUGUGGAAUCAUCAUGUUGGGAUUCUGCUUCUGUUUUGGGAAAGCAAAAUAAAAGUGGCAUCCAUUUUCAGGAAGAAGAAUUAAAAAAAAAAAAAAAAACACAUCAACCAAAAAACAGAAAAUGCUACGUAACACGCUUUACCCUUCUGCAUGUACGUUGUCACCUGGAGCCAGGCAAGUGCACCGUCAUCGCAGUUUUUUCCCCGUGAAGCUCCCCUCUGUCAUGUCAUUGGGUUAAAAGAGGUGGGGCUACCUAUGAAUGUAGGGCAGGUACGUGGACUAAAAAUGGGUUGGGGUAAAAAAAAAAAGAAAAAGACUCUUAUUUUGAUAUAUUUUCAUGCAGGGAUGAUAUCAGGGGAGGGAAGGCCCAAAUGGGUCACUGUUUGUUUUUUAUUUUUUUAUUAUUGUUUAUAAGCACAGUUACUUUAAUUUUGUUACAUUUAUUUAAGUUAUUUAUUAUAAGUUAUUAUUUUUUUUACCUGAAUGUAUUUAACCACUCAUUUUCAUGUGGCUUUUAAAUGGCUAGCCUGCUUCCUGUGAGUCUUGUGGUUUAAAAUUUUAUCAGGAAAAAAAUGCAUGACUGAGCAAAGUUGUCUCUUGCGUGCUUAAAAAUGAUAUAUGUGUUUUAAAUUUGUUUUCAUGUUAAUGUAGUGCCCACGUGCCUCCCCUACCCCAAGUCAUACCUUCAUAACUAGUCAUAUUUAAUAACAAAGUAACAACCAUUAUUAUUAUUAUUUUAAUUAUUAUAUAUAUUUUUAUUAUUAUUAUUAUUAUUAUUAUUAUUAUUUCUGCAUUUAUUUAUCGGUUUGAAAGGUUUUUUGUGUUUAUAUAUCGAUGAGGGUUAUUGUUCUGUUUUUAUCAACUUUAGAAGCUAUGAAAUGCUUUUGAAGGGAUAGUCACAUACAUUGCCUUGACUUCUUAGAGAUUCUCUUUUGGGUCCCUGAGCUUGUUCCGAAGUGGAAGUAGACAAAUCCAUAUUUUUGACUAUUUAGAGGUGUGUGUAUAUAAAGAAGGAUGAAGGUAUUUGGGGGGGAAAAAACAUUAAUUUGAAGGGGAUUGUAUUUAACAAUAUAUUAUUUUAUUCAUUAAAUAAGGGGGAAAUAUCUUGGUGCGAGACAAACCAGAAUAUUUGUAUAGUUUUGUUUGAAUGCCCUAGAAGUAUGGUUGUAUGUUUGUAUAUAGUGUAAAUACUGGGGAUUUAAAAAAACGAGCUAUGUGCAUGAAGUUUUAUGACAUGAGCAACGAUACAGUACAAAAAAAAUACGCAUUAGUGGCUAUGAUCUGUAAAAUGAUUCUGACUAUUUCACUAUAAGAGUAUUUUAUUUUAAAUGUUCUUGAAAAGAACAUUUUGCUAAAGCAUGACCUUACCUGCAAAAACAAACAAAAAAAACAUACUGUAUUUAGAGUUUUAAAAAAAAGGCAGAUAUCUUAAGACAAAAAAAGGUUGUGUUUACAUUUUUUUCUGUUGUUAGUUUUUUUGUUUUGGGGCUCCAAGAAUUUUAUCUUUUUGCCGAUGGUGCCAAGUAUUGUGAAUGCUAUAUUGCUUAACAAGAGAAUUCGUUAGUGAUCUUUGCAGAGCAGAUAAUCAUGAUACAACAAAGUAUACUUGCAUUUUCCACACCACUACCAAUCAGCAUACUCCGAAAGAUCUCAAAUCUUCAAUGCAGGAGAAAUUGUUUAAAAAGACUAGUCUCUCUCAUUUACUUUCUGGUCACUGCUGUCUGACAAUAGACUAAGCAAUUUUGCCAUUGCACAACACGGACAAUAUGGAGAACUUGUUAAGCAGUUUAACAAAAACGUACAAACUGAAAUGUUGAUGAAUAACACCCACAUAAACGCACCAAAAUGGGUUUGAAAAACGCAUAAAGGAAGGUAGUGGCAGCGGUGACUGGGUGCUGUUUUGUUCUGUUUGUUAAUUUUGGAGGUUUUUGUGAAUGAGAGCUUUGUCACUGAAGGCCUCGUUGUUUGCUAGAGCAGCUGACGGGCAGGAUCUAGAUAUAAUGUGGUGCUGAUUAAAUUAUUUGCACUGGUUUAGAUCACACAGUAGACCGGGGGCAAAGAGGUUCUCUCAUGAGGUAGAUGAAGAUUUUUAUCUUUUAUUUUUAAUAUAACAUUGAUUUUUCAAGCUGGGGCUGUGUACAAAGAUCUCGCUGCUGGUUUGGAAGUUUUCGACACUGAGCAAGACUGCCAUGUCUCCAGGAAUAAGCUAAAUUCUUUGUCAUAAAAAAAAACAAAAAAACAAAACUAAUCAAAAAACCAAAGGAAAGCUAAAGAAGGGGGUUUCGAGCUGUUCUGAAUUUGUUCAUUGGUCAUUGGGUCUCGAAUUUGUGUUUAGCGACGUCUCAAAAUUCUUUUAGGUGCUAAAACUGUGGCGUCGCGUAAGAACGGUGCGCGUGUGUAUGUUUGGUUUCGCACGCUCGCUCGCACGUGCAUUAUGGGGGUAAGGGAGUGUGCAGGGGGGAAAAAAAGGGCGCAUUCUGAAGCACAGGUAAAGGUGAGUAAGGUGAGUGAAAUGUCUCUGCUGUUUCCAGGGAGGUAUUUAAUGUGAAGUCGAAGUGUAAAGUUCGUGUAAGAACCAGCGUUAGAAAGGGAGUGUUGGUCGGAGUGUUUGAACCAAUGGCGCCACACGGUAUAAAAACUUAAUUUCAUCAGCUGGGAACACGUGACAAAAGGGAUAUUUUUUAUUUUUAUGAUUUUCUUCCCCCCUUUAUUUGAGUGGGCCUUUCUUCCCAGUGUCGUUGUGUAUGUGCUAUCGUCCUGUGUCCGGGACUACACUUUUUUUCUUCUUGUUUGUUUGUUUUCUAUUGCACAGGCUUGACAUGUUAACUUUGGAUUCAGAGUGUUUAUGUAGAAAGUGCCUAACCGUACCUAACCGUGGCAAGCCAAUAUCAGGAAACAUUUGAUGUGCUAAAAGGGGGGAAAAGGAUGAGUUUGCAAACUUCAUUUUUCUUUUGUAAGAGUGGUUGCAUUAAGAGGGCAAAUCAUUACCUGGACUGACAGUAACACAAUGUAACUUCUAAACUUGGUGUAAUUCUUCUGUUUCCAGUGAUUCUACUGGGAUUAAUUAUCCUUGUAUUUAUUUAUUUAUUUAUUUAUUUAUUUAUUUAUGUAUGUAUUUGUCCUUAAUGUAAAUGGAAUUCAAAAGACUCCGGAAUGGCACCAAAAUUCCGGAAUCCUGAGAAGAAUCUUUUUCGGAUCGGAUCUGCCUGCUGAACCAAGAAUGGAUCACACGGGAUCACAGAGUCACUCCCGUGAUCAUUGCCUUGCAUUCGACGAUCCAGUGGUGGCCUAGGAUGUCCGCUAUUGCACUGCUGUGGGGACCCAAGAUGGCGUCAUUAUGCUUGCAUGGGUAAUAUAUAGAUAACAGGGUGAUGGAACCACCACCCAAAGCAUGCUUAUUUUUCUAGUAUUGGUAGUCAGAUUAGACUUGUCAUGACUUACUGUUCUGUAAAACAGAAGGUUGGUUUGAAGUGUCACGGAACCUUGGAAAGGUUGGAGGGCUGCUGGGUUUUUUUUUUUUAAUUCUAUGCGCAAAUGCAAGACCUGAUCAAAGAGAAAUAAUAAGCUGUUGUAUGGUUAUUACAACCAAGUUGCUGGGGGCAGCAUGAAUUUUGUAAGAAAACGUACAAAUUCCUAAGAAGUUCUGUCUGAUCUGUUUGUUCAUUUUUUUAAAUUUAGUAUUAUUCAUCAUAGUUUUCUUUCAACUUUCCUGACCUAAUACCUUCAGCGUUGUACCAAGCACUUGUGCAAGCAAGCAUGCGCACACACACACACAGACACACACACACACACACACACACACACACACUUACUCACACACACUCUCUCUCUAUCUAUCUCACUUCUCCGCUGAACAAGAGCAGUAUCUAGAGAUGUCAGAAUUUUGUCUCAGCAUAUGCAGGUAGAAAUGCAGUCUCGUAUGCUUCUGCAACCUUAGGGACCGAUAUCCUCCCUUUCGUAUCUUCUACUCAGGGUGCCAAAAAUGUGGAGCAGGAGGCUAAACAGGACCCCUGGGGGGGUGGAAACUCUGUGGAGAAAACCCUGGGGGGGUGAAAACUCUGUAGAGGGGUUGAAAGAGGGGGUUUGACCCAGUGUAGGCCCCCCUUCGAGCAUGAAACUCAAAAAGGGUGUCCGUAAACAGUGUACUGUUAUACUGAAUGGGUUCUGGAUAUAUUUCUUAUUAUUACGAUUAAUAUCUAAGGACUGAACUGAACUGUUUCACCACAAAAUGACCUGAUGUCUAUUAAAGGGAUUCUGCAGAGGGAGCGGUUAAAAUCCACUGAAGCGAUCACAUAAACCGGUGAAGGGAAAGCAGGCAUUCUCCUGUCCCACUCUCUCUCCUCUCUGUGGAGCAGUUGACAGUUGGAGUUUGAAUGGUAAGGUUCAGUGGUUCCAUUCGAACAAAAUGGCAGUUGUGUUGCUUCACUCUUUCACACAACACACACACACACACGCAUCUGUGAUUGGUUCAGACAUGCCGCAUGUAAGUUUGGGCAGGAUGCGCAUUGUUUGUGAACAUCUUAUCUCUGGAUGAAGU
Messenger RNA from Anguilla anguilla (European eel), 9932 nucleotides. It is a transcript of the gene camta1a, whose product is annotated as calmodulin binding transcription activator 1a. Gene Ontology annotation, molecular function: double-stranded DNA binding; protein binding; transcription coregulator activity. Gene Ontology annotation, biological process: regulation of transcription by RNA polymerase II. Gene Ontology annotation, cellular component: nucleus. Lineage: Eukaryota; Metazoa; Chordata; Actinopteri; Anguilliformes; Anguillidae. The record is from RefSeq and is a predicted model, not a curated record.